UUAGCUUCCCCUUUCCACCCUUCCACUUGAGAAUUGCCUAGUCUUGUCCGUCUCUCUCUCUCUCUCUCUCUCUCUCUCUCUCUCUCUCUCUCUCUACUUACUGCUACUUACCUCCCAAGACUGAAAAAGACUCGGACUGAGAUCAAAGUGUCAUACAGCUCCAGCUCUUGGUGUUCUGGGUGGGGAAAAUGAAUCAAGAGAUGAAUGGGGUUGGAACUGAGAGUUACCAAUGGAAUGCGUAUGAAAAAAUUGAUUAUGUAUUCAAGGUGGUGGUGAUUGGAGACUCGGCUGUGGGUAAGAGUCAGCUACUUUCCAGGUUUACUAAGAACGAGUUCUGCUUUGACUCCAAAUCCACCAUUGGGGUUGAGUUCCAGACCAGGACUGUCACCAUUAAGGGCAAAGUUAUCAAGGCCCAGAUCUGGGAUACUGCUGGUCAAGAAAGGUACAGAGCCGUGACAAGUGCAUACUACAGGGGAGCACUAGGGGCAAUGCUGGUAUACGACAUAACAAAGAGACCUAGCUUUGAUCACGUUGCGAGGUGGGUGGAGGAACUCAGGGCCCAUGCAGACAACUCCAUCGUCAUCACUCUCAUUGGCAACAAAGCCGAUCUCGUGGACCUGAGGGCUGUGCCCACUGAAGAUGCUAUUGAAUUUGCAGAAAACCAAGGCCUCUUUUUCUCUGAGACGUCAGCCCUAAGUGGUGACAACGUGGACACUGCAUUUUUUAGACUGCUAGAAGAAAUCUAUGGUGUGGUUUCUAAAAAGACUUUGGAAAGUGGCAAUGGAAGAUCCAACGGUGGUGGUGGUGAUGCCAUUGGGCUUAAAGGAUCCAAGAUUGAUGUCAUUUCGGGUUCUGAAUUAGAAAUUAGUGAGAUGAAGAAAUUAUCUGCAUGCUCUUGUUAGGUGUUCAUAUAAUAAGAAGAAAAUUAAGGCAUCAUUGGGUUUGAUCAUGAUGUCUUUUGUGGGUA
This is a messenger RNA of Juglans regia (Persian walnut), 967 nucleotides long. Its product is annotated as ras-related protein RABA3. The coding region runs from base 189 to 902 and encodes 237 amino acids. Gene Ontology annotation, molecular function: GTP binding; GTPase activity. The record is from RefSeq and is a predicted model, not a curated record. The transcript is spliced from 2 exons. Lineage: Eukaryota; Viridiplantae; Streptophyta; Magnoliopsida; Fagales; Juglandaceae. Gene Ontology annotation, cellular component: endosome.